AUGCCCCCCGCGCCCGAUGGCAAGAUUUAUUCGGCAACAUACAGUAAUGUUCCCGUCUACGAGUGCAAUGUCAACGGCAACCAUGUCAUGCGCCGUCGCGCCGACGACUGGAUCAACGCAACCCACAUCCUCAAGGUAGCCGACUACGAUAAGCCUGCCCGAACCCGUAUCCUCGAGCGCGAAGUCCAAAAGGGCGUGCACGAGAAGGUCCAAGGUGGAUAUGGCAAAUAUCAAGGCACAUGGAUACCGCUAGAGGAGGGACGGCAUCUGGCAGAGCGCAACGGGGUGUUGGACAAGAUGCGCGCCAUCUUCGACUACGUCCCUGGUGACCGCAGCCCUCCACCUGCGCCUAAGCAUGCGACAGCUGCCUCAAAUCGCAUGAAGCCUCCAAAGCAAACUGCCGCGGCGGCGGCGGCCGCUGCUGCAGCCCGGAAUGGUAAAAACGUCUAUUCGCUUGAAUCUAUGCAAUCAUUUGUAACCACCAGCGCACAGUCGCAAGUUAGCGAAGAGCCGUACGAAGCCUCCCAGAUCAGGUCGCAGAUCUUUCGCGAGGAGACGCCGGACAACGAGACUGUGAUUUCCGAGUCUAUGUUGGGUGACGCCGACAUGCUGGAUUCUUACUCAACGGGCGGCAACAGGAAGCGAAAGAGAGGGGUGGAUCAGAUGUCUCUUCUAGACCAGCAACAUCAGAUAUGGGCAGAUCAGCUACUCGACUAUUUCAUGUUGUUAGACCAUGAAUCCGCCGUCUCAUGGCCCGAACCACCGCAGAGCAUAAACCUGGACCGACCCAUCGACGAGAAGGGACAUGCAGCCAUGCACUGGGCAGCGGCCAUGGGUGAUGUGGGGGUAGUGAAGGAAUUGAUACAUCGAGGAGCGCGCAUCGAUUGUCUGUCGAACAAUCUGGAGACACCCCUAAUGCGCGCUGUCAUGUUCACCAAUAACUUCGAUAAGGAGACCAUGCCGAGCAUGGUCAAGAUCUUUCAGCAGACGGUCCACCGGACAGAUUGGUUCGGUAGUACCGUAUUCCAUCACAUCGCGGCGACCACCAGCAGUUCGAACAAGUAUGUUUGCGCAAGAUGGUACCUCGACUGCAUUAUCAACAAGCUCUCAGAAACCUGGAUACCAGAAGAGGUUACUAGGUUACUCAACGCAGCAGACCAGAACGGUGAUACGGCCAUAAUGAUCGCUGCGCGGAACGGAGCGAGGAAAUGCGUGCGAAGUUUGCUGGGACGCAAUGUCGCAGUAGAUAUCCCUAACAAAAAGGGCGAGACGGCAGACGAUCUGAUCAGAGAACUCAACCAACGACGACGAAUGCAUGGACGUACUCGGCAAGCUUCAUCGUCACCUUUCGCGCCACCACCGGAACACAGACUCAACGGACACGUGCCGCAUCUAGAUGGAGGCCCGCUGAUCCCAGUGCCCUUUCCUAGCAUGGCUGUCCGAGAGCCUGUCCAGUAUCGCUCACAGACGGCUUCACAUCUCAUGACCAAAGUCGCGCCAACACUACUGGAGAAAUGCGAAGAGCUAGCCGCUGCGUACGAGUCCGAACUCCAGGAGAAGGAGGCUGAGUCUUUUGAUGCAGAACGUGUUGUGAAACGACGCCAAGCCGAACUCGAAGCCGUUCGAAAACAAGUCGCUGAACUACAGGGUGUGUCAAAUGGCCUACACAUCGACCUCAACGACGAUGAAGCAGAUCGGCAGCAAGAAGAGGAACUGCGGUUACUAGUGGAAGAAGCAGAGUCACUCCUGGAGAUUGAACAAAAAGCCGAGCUCCGUCGACUGUGCAGCAGCAUGCCGCAACAAAAUAUGGACAGCUCGCCUGUGGAUGUCACAGAAAAGAUGCGACUAGCAUUACUACUACAUCGUGCGCAGCUCGAGCGGAGAGAGCUAGUCAGAGAAGUCGUGGGUAAUUUGAGCGUGGCGGGUAUGAGCGAGAAGCAGGGCACAUACAAGAAGCUCAUCGCGAAAGCGCUGGGUGAGCGGGAAGAAGACGUCGAGUCCAUGUUACCUGAGAUACUGCAAGAGUUGGAAGAAGCCGAGACGCAGGAAAGGGCUGAAGGACUUGAUGGGAGUCCGCUAUAG
This is a messenger RNA of Alternaria atra, 2082 nucleotides long. RefSeq lists its product as uncharacterized. Lineage: Eukaryota; Fungi; Ascomycota; Dothideomycetes; Pleosporales; Pleosporaceae. Gene Ontology annotation, cellular component: SBF transcription complex; MBF transcription complex. The coding region runs from base 1 to 2082 and encodes 693 amino acids. The transcript is spliced from 3 exons. The record is from RefSeq and is a predicted model, not a curated record. Gene Ontology annotation, molecular function: transcription regulator activity; DNA binding; protein binding.